AAUGACACAAUUGUAGGAGUCGUGAGUAACGAGAGUAGCAGAGCUCGAACGUAUGGUUUAGUGUCAAACGAACUAAAACCUAAGGUGAAUGUGUAGCGCAGAGAUGCCGGGCAAUGGAACUCGUAAUCAGGAUGUUGAGGGACCACCAACAGACACAAUUUUAAUAAAAGUACCGGCACACGAUGGUGUACUAACACCAUUGCUCAAUAGGUACAACUUGAAAUCGGAUACGUUGUUCUGGCUGUAUACGCCGCCGGUAUUGAUUUUUUCACCGGAGCAUAUUCUCGCUAUAACCGGAGGCGACACAUCAUGUGUGGCGUUGUACGAAAGCAGUAUAAUGAGGUGGUGCACUUGCGCACAGUACCUUAUAAACGACUUUCAUUUUGUACUUGGUAUGGAGUAUCACAAAUUCUGGUCGACGGUCCUGUUCGACGAUAAUUUCAGUAUAGCACUUGAGAGCGUUCUACGACAAUCUCCCAGGUGGUUUGAUGCUAAUUAUCUCGUUACGCCACUUAUGCAGUCACUUCAAAACGAGCUGCAUGAGGUCGUUAUAAAAAUCAUCAUGCGGAUGUCAAUAUGGAGGGAGUCGAAGACGGAACACUUAACCCCAGCCACAUUCGCCGAUUAUCUAUAUGACUCAGUGUACGACAUUGCUCGUGUUGUCGAUAUUUGUGUCCUAUAUGGCUAUACAGAAAAAAGUUCAGUUAACCCCCUUAUUAAGAAGAUGCUAACCAACGUAUUCAAGAGGCAGCCUAAGCUGACACUUGAAGUCGAUAUUUUCGUUGGUGCCAUGCAAAAAAUCUUGUCAGAUUUGCGAGGCAUAUGUGAAAAUGAGGAUCCCGAUGUUUCGCGUGGUGAACUAUUGCUGCAUAUGGGGGGAACCUCGCUAAAUUCAACACCUUUUGAAUUUUUGGACGACAAGGAGAUUUUCGAUAUGUGUCAGCGUACGCUGGAACCAUCUGCAACUGUUUUACAUUUCAUGAGACAUACGCCUGAUGAAAUCCUUGAUUCUUUGGAGGACGUGGUGAUUGCAAUUCCUCAGUUCUUUGAUGUGGUAUAUACGUCGAUUGAUAGAGAAUUAGAGCGGCGAAAAGGAACAUUGCCUACUGGCCUAGCCGAUCAAGCCAUGGAAAUGUUCCGCGCAGGACAAUCUUGCGCACUUGACGUGUUCCGGCAUUUCGUUAAAGUCAAAUGUAUUGAUCCUACUGCGACAAAUAGCCUACCAAAUACAGAAGCAGCCCUCAAAGCAGUGGAAAAAUAUUACACUUUAUUAAUGCAAGCCGUGGAGCAGGCUAGUUUUAUUAUUUCCUAUAACUCGAUGUAUCCUUUGCAAGAAGACAUCGAUACAUUUCGAAAGAGUUCGUUAACGGCAGGCUUAGUGGAUGAAUCCCAGUUUAAAUAUUUGCUCAAUGCUCUCCAUAUGGCUGUAACAGAAAUAGGGCUAGAGCAGGACGUUUUUGGUGAAAGUGUGAUGCUGGAGGGAGCGGUUGGUGGAAGCAUGAUGUCUGAAGUUAAAAAAAUUCUAGCUGUCAUACCUGAUCUGCGGCAUGAGUUUGUCGAAAAGUGCCUUGAGUUCUAUGAUUGGAAUGUUAAUGAGGUAAUUAGUGCUUUGAUCGACAACAACGUUCAUCCAGAGCUCGAAAAGUAUCGUCAUGCACCCGCUAAAUCCGUCGAGGAAUCGCCUAAAGCCGAGGAUGGAGCAGAGGUACACAUUGGCAAAAAAAAUCAAUUAGCUUGCCUCUUUACAGAGGACUUUUUAGCGAAACGUAAUGUCCAGAACAUAAUAAUGCAAUACAGUGAUGUGGACGUUGAAGUCAACACGAAAAUGUACGAUGACGAAUAUGAUGAUACAUACGACUCAGUCGAUGUCGGAAUCCCUGAGAAAGACUUUAGAGAAAGUGAUCGACCCUUUGAAGUGCCUCGUAUUUUGCGGAAGGGCGACGAGCGCAGAAAAGCCGAAUGGGAAAUUGGGAAAAACCAAGAAGAGAACGACGAUAGUGAUGAUAAUGAGGAUGACGAUGCUACGAGGAAGCGUCAGAUAGCAUUCUGUGAAAAUCCGGAAGACGUACGAGCUAGGCGGGAACAAAGAUAUCAGGCAAACCUUGCAAGAAGGGGUAAAGCGCCUCCACCGAAACGAGACGUUGUUGGAGUAGCUAAAGGCCAAGGCCAAAGCAGAGAAGUAUUGCGAAACCGACAGCUUAAGGAAAAACAUAAAGGAGGCAAUCGUGCAGUGCAAUCGGAGAGGAAGAGAAGAGAAUUCUAAGUAUUUAAAUUUAACCGCUAUCGCCCACCAAAGGUGUGCAUUUGCUACGACACACAGCUGCGAUACGUGAUGUAUUAUGAGGAAACGGAAAACGCUUACUGGCAAAGCGACAAAUACGCGAACGCGACAGAUGAAUACGACUGACGGAAUGAGUGUUAUUGAUUGUAAAUCACAUUUAUUUUUGAAGUAGAGCUUGCACGUUGAAUCAAUAUAGUGAUGUAAAAAAGCUUUAAGGAAACAUUACUGUUCUCACUAAAAAUUCCGUUUUUUUCUUGGAGUCAGUAUAUUUUAAUAAAAAGGUAGCUUCGUUUACAAUUGAAAGGUUUUAUAAUAGAAUUGAUUAUAAAACUGUAGGAACCCCAAGAGCAGCUAUCAUAUGCUAAAAAGUCUAAUAAAUAAACAUACAGUAAGCAGAUAACCACUAGAAAUAAUGAUAUCAAUUACAGGAUAUUCAUGUUUCAUAAUUUUGUAUCGCUUCAUAGAGGCCACUAGGUUCACAAAUGGGUUUUCGUUCAUACAGAUACGAACUACAAAAUAUACUGAACUUCAUUGAAACAUGCUUUGGCAACUAUGGCAUCUGAAAAAGUACGUACUGCCGCACAUUUUCAGGGAGAUUUGUAUACUAGUAGAACGCUUUUCUUUCAUAAAUAGUGAAAUGGCAUCUAUAAUUAUUUUUAAUGAUUCAAUAAAAGUUUACUCUAUUUUUUUCUAGUUGAUUCUGCUUGUUUACGCGCCUUAAUUGAAGAGUUGAUUAUUAAUAAUAACCAGUAAUAACAAGAAAAAUAUAACUAGCUAAACAACGCAUACAGGUAAAUGCUCUGCUGUUUUUCCGUCGCAAAUUUGAAACGAAACUCAUCAAGAGCACUAAUAACUCCCAUGCAUUGGUGCGUAUCAUAAAGCUAUUCAUAGAAAUAGUAUGUAUGUGUUCACGCUAUUUCUGUAUACUACUAUCUGUCAUGGUUAAGUUCGGACACCAUUCCGUCUAUCAUAUUGCUAUCGUAUGCUAUCACAUGGACGUGGAAUGCUUCAUCAAAAUGCCCCAGGCAUCGUAAGUGUAUCAGAUAUAUUAUGAUUUUAUUGUAAUAUUUCCAAAUUACAGACCCUUCUACCGUUGCGUCUGAAGGAAAACUCAGCAGUAAUCAGUAUGGAAUA
This is a messenger RNA of Varroa destructor (honeybee mite), 3415 nucleotides long. Its product is annotated as activating signal cointegrator 1 complex subunit 2. Gene Ontology annotation, molecular function: ubiquitin binding. The record is from RefSeq and is a predicted model, not a curated record. Gene Ontology annotation, biological process: regulation of DNA-templated transcription. Lineage: Eukaryota; Metazoa; Arthropoda; Arachnida; Mesostigmata; Varroidae.